Messenger RNA from Apis cerana (Asiatic honeybee), 799 nucleotides. RefSeq lists its product as uncharacterized. NCBI's taxonomy places the organism in Eukaryota, Metazoa, Arthropoda, Insecta, Hymenoptera, Apidae. The record is from RefSeq and is a predicted model, not a curated record.
GGCGUAUAUGGUCUCCGGUAAAGCAAUAGGACGUGCAACAACCCCGUGCAACAUCCACCAGCUCACGCACACACGCAAUGGUUACACGCACCACACGCGUGUCCUCGUGCAUUGAUCGGCCAGUGACGCGCAUAGGAGGAUCUACUCGCCAGGUAUAUAAAGGUAUCCACCAAAAAGCCAGAGCAUCAUUCACCUCCAGUUCAACACACGAGCUGAUCUCCAAAGAUCUACGAAACCUAUCAACCAUGAAGUGCAUCGUUCUUGUUGCUCUGUUCGCCCUCUUCGCUGUAGCCUUCGCAGAGGCACCCAAGCCUGUCCAACCCGAUCAGGAACAACCCGUCGAAGGAGAGGCAUUGAGAGACAAGAGAGGCCUGUUACUAGCUUCCUACACCGCACCAGCAGCAUUAGCACCAGCGCCAAUCGCGUACUCUUCUUACGUCGCCCCGGCAGCCCCAAUUAGCUACGCUCUGCCAUACGCUUACCGCGCAUACCCCAGCUACACGUAUCUGGGUUAAUUUUAGGGGUAUUAGGGACAACACCGAGGGACCUUUGUGAUCACGACUAGGGAAAUGAUUAUACGGCAAUUGGAAGGAUUUUCGAGCGAGUCGUUUAAUCGACGCUACUUUAGUUUAAGUAAAUUUAGAACGAUAGCAGCCGGACGAAAUUUCUUUUUUAAAUGUUAAUUGCUCAAAUUAUUCGCAUCGUAUCGAACAUCACCGAUCUACUCAACCUUUGACAAUUCUUAAUACACCGUUCCGUUGUAUCUCAUGAUGUUAAAUACAGAAAUUGAUUAAGCUUA